Talpa occidentalis (Iberian mole) is the source of this 2195-nucleotide messenger RNA. It is a transcript of the gene EEFSEC, whose product is annotated as eukaryotic elongation factor, selenocysteine-tRNA specific. The coding region runs from base 28 to 1812 and encodes 594 amino acids. Gene Ontology annotation, biological process: selenocysteine incorporation. The record is from RefSeq and is a predicted model, not a curated record. NCBI's taxonomy places the organism in Eukaryota, Metazoa, Chordata, Mammalia, Eulipotyphla, Talpidae. The transcript has 7 exons. Gene Ontology annotation, molecular function: GTPase activity; translation elongation factor activity; GTP binding.
GCGGUGGGGCCGCGGCGGGCGGGCGGCAUGGCCGGGCGGCGGGUGAACGUGAACGUGGGCGUGCUGGGCCACAUCGACAGCGGCAAGACGGCGCUGGCCCGGGCGCUGAGCACCACGGCCUCCACCGCCGCCUUCGACAAGCAGCCGCAGAGCCGCGAGCGCGGCAUCACGCUCGACCUGGGCUUCUCGUGCUUCUCGGUGCCGCUGCCCGCGCGCCUGCGGUCGGCGCUGCCGGCUGCGCCCGCGGGGUCGGGGCCCGCGCCCGGCGAGCCGCGGCUGCAGGUCACGCUGGUCGACUGCCCCGGGCACGCCUCCCUCAUCCGGACCAUCAUCGGCGGGGCCCAGAUCAUUGAUCUGAUGAUGCUGGUUAUUGAUGUGACCAAAGGAAUGCAGACGCAGUCAGCGGAGUGCCUUGUGAUUGGGCAGAUCGCCUGCCAGAAGCUGGUCGUGGUGCUGAACAAAACAGACCUCUUAGCCGAAGGGAAGAGACAGGCAGCGAUUGAUAAAAUGACCAAGAAAAUGCUGAAGACCCUUGAAAACACCAAGUUCCGAGGUGCACCCAUUAUACCUGUGGCAGCCAAGCCUGGGGGACCAGAGGCCCCGGAAACAGAAGCUCCCCAGGGCAUCUCAGAGCUUAUUGAGCUCCUGACAUCCCAGAUCGACAUCCCAGCAAGAGACCCCUCGGGGCCGUUCCUCAUGUCCGUGGACCACUGUUUCUCCAUCAGAGGUCAAGGCACUGUGAUGACGGGCACCAUCCUCUCGGGCUCUGUCAGCCUCGGCGACAGUGUGGAGAUCCCUGCCCUCAAGGUGGUGAAGAAGGUGAAAUCUAUCCAGAUGUUCCACAUGCCCGUCACUUCAGCCACGCAGGGAGACCGACUAGGCAUCUGUGUCACCCAGUUCGACCCCAAGCUGCUGGAGCGCGGUCUGGUGUGUACCCCUGAGUCCCUGCACACUAUCCAUGCAGCCCUCAUCUCCGUGGAGAAGAUCUCAUAUUUCCGGGGGCCCCUACUGACCAAGGCCAAGUUCCACAUCACUGUGGGCCAUGAGACCGUUAUGGGCCGGCUGAUGUUUUUCAGCCCCGCCCCUGACAGCUUUGACCGGGAGCCUGUGCUGGACUCCUUCGACUUCUCCCGAGAAUACCUCUUCCAGGAGCAGUACCUCUCCAGAGAGGAGGCACCAGCAGCGGCAGAGAGUGGCGAGGCUGACAAGAAGGAGGGCCAGGCCACAGAAGGCCGCUGCCCCCGGCAGCAGUGGGCCCUAGUGGAGUUUGAGAAGCCGGUCACCUGCCCUCGGCUGUGCCUGGUGAUCGGCUCCAGGCUUGAUGCAGACAUUCAUGCCAACUCAUGCCGGCUGGCCUUCCACGGCGUCCUGCUGCACGGGCUGGAGGAUAAGAGCUACACCGAGAGCUUCCUGCCCAGGCUGAAGGUGUAUAAGCUGAAGCACAAGCACGGCCUCGUGGAGCGGGCAAUGGACGACUGCAGCGUGAUCGGCCGUUCUCUGUUCAAGAAGGAGACCAACAUCCAGCUGUUCGUGGGGCUCAAGGUGCAGCUAUCCACGGGGGAGCAGGGGGUCAUCGACAGUGCCUUCGGUCAGAGUGGCAAGUUCAAGAUCCACAUCCCUGGGGGCCUCAGCCCUGAGUCCAAGAAGAUCCUGACACCCUCGCUCAAGAAGCGGGGCCGGGCCGGCCGAGGGGAGGCGGCCAAGCAGGAAGACGGCGCCGAGCGGCCGGAGCCCACGCAGCAUGUAGCGCUCAGCCUGUCUUUCAAGCGCUACGUCUUCGACACCCACAAGCGCAUGGUCCAGUUUCCCUGAACACCCAGUGACCUUCCCCGGGGCCACCUUGCCCGGCCUCAGUGCCAAAUGCCCGACCACAUGUGCCUCGACCUCCCCGGGCCCAGCUCAGCCCCAGUGAGAACCCAGGGUAUUGGGGACAGUGUCACCAGUGCUGGGACCAGGAAGGUCUGUGCCCCAACCCUUGUACCCUCCCCCCAGGGGACAGCCCUCAGGUCCAAUGAGGGGUGGGCCUCCACUGGAGAGCUGGUGACCAGUGUGUCCCAGGCUGCCCGCCUAGUGGCCAUCUGAGAGUCAAUCCCCCCCCACUAUCAAGCAGCUGGACACUCGCCAGCUGCAAUAAAUGUCCCAUGGCCCCCACCGUGCUGCUGGUCUCUUUGAUUUCACCAGGAUCCCCUCAGCUC